GGAAGGAAUGGAAAGAAUGAUCCACUCGCUCGCUCGUCGUAUGCUUCCCAAAGAUUCCACUCGCGGAGGGUUGCGAUCGAAGGAAACAGGGGAGGCGAGGAGGCCCGACGACUCGGUCGCCGAGAGCACAGGGAGGCCAGGAGGGCUUCACUACGCGGCCGCCGAAUGGGGGCUGACUUACUACAUGCCCAGCCCGGCCGCCGCACUUCCCCACUCUUUUGAUUUUUAAUCCCUCGCCCGGAUGAAUACAUUAUUGCCGGGGAAGGAAAGAGGGGGACGGACAAGGACAGCAAUACAAGGAGUCGUCGUCGUGCUUCCGAAUCCGUCCGCGCUCUUGCAAGCUUUCCAGUUCCGAGAUACCGCAGAAUCCAUCACCCGGCUCCCAAAUCUCUGUUCCCUCCCACCUGGGCAUAUGUGACGCUUUGAUCCAUGGCGAGUAGGAGAGGACGAAUCCGGUUCAACGUGGGUGGGAAGAUCUUCGAGACGACCGCCACCACCCUCGCCAACGCCGGUCGCCAUUCGAUGCUCGGUGCUCUCCUCGACGACUCCUGGAACCCCCGGCAGCCCGUUGAGGGGGAGGCCGCGGAUGCCGAGUACUUCAUCGACCGCAACCCGGCAUGCUUCGCCGUGCUUCUCGACCUCCUCCGCACCGGCGAGCUCCACGUCCCGCCCAACAUGCCGGAGAAGCUCCUCAACCGCGAGGCCCUCUUCUACGGCCUACUCGACCAAGUCCGCGCUGCCCGGUGGGGCCCGUUCGACGGUAACCGCCUCCAGCUGGUGGACUCCGUCUCUGGUCGCGCCCCCGGCGACGGCACGGCCAUCCGCGCUGGCCCGGAUGGCGGCUGCUGCGUCGCCCACGGCAGCAUGGUCCACGUCUACGACUGGAUGCUCGAGGAGCACCGUCCCAUCAGCCUCGACUACCAGCAGGUCAACGACGUCGGCUACAUCGACGCCGAGAGCAUCGUGAUCAGCGCCCGCGAGCGGCUGGGGAAGGGCGACGGCGGGAUGGGCGUGUUCUCCUCUUCUACGGGGGAGCUGCGGCAUCGGUUCAGGGUGUCCCACGACAACCAAGUCAAGAGCUUCACCGCUGGCGCUCUCAGCUUGGGUAGCUCGGACUACAAGAUUUUUGCCAGUUGCAAGGGGAGGUGCAACGAGUACGGGAUCGGAGUGUGGGAUCAGAUCACCGGGCAGCAGGUGGACUUCUUCUACGAGCCACCCGGUUGCUCUCUCGGCGACGCCGAUAAACUCCAAUGGCUCGACGGCGACAAGUGCUUGAUGGUGGCCACAUUGUUCCCAAGAACAGACAACUGUUUCAUCGGCCUGUUGGACUUCAGAGACAAGAGCGUGAACUGGUCCUGGUCUGAUGCAGGGACCUCUGUUUCCUUGUCGCUCGACGAGAAACGAGUCCUCCACGCAAUCGCCAUAGAAGAUAGCCGAUCUAUCUGCGUGGUCAACCAGUACGACGACUUGGGGUUCAUUGAUCUGAGGAGCAAUGCAGGGGGUGUGCGAUGGAGCUCAAGAAGCAAACUCACGAACAGGAAGGCUCCUAACGAAGAGAGCUGUUACCCGAAGCUCGCGACGCACAACGGGCAGCUCUUCUCGUCAAUGAACGACGGCAUCUCGGUGUUCUGCGGCCCGGAGUGGGUGCUGACCUCGACACUGAGGAGGAGCUACGGUGGUUCUAUCUGCGAUUUCUCGAUCGGAGGCGAUCGAUUGUUUGCACUACACAGCGAGGAGAAUGUGUUCGACGUUUGGGAGACACCACCCUCUCUCACCAUUUAACCGUUCUUCCAAUUACUCAUUAGUCAGUAAGAAAGAAGAAAAGAGUGGAGAUGAUGGUGCUUCCUUUCUUUUGUUUCCUCAUCGAUCUAAAGAUAUGAUUUACGAAUUUGUGGGUUCAUAGCUUGCAGAGAAUGGCUGCUUGACAGCAAUCAAAAUUCAGCAUGAUAGAAAAGAUGUUUGAGUGUGUUUG
Molecule: messenger RNA, 1972 nt
Organism: Musa acuminata AAA Group (dessert banana)
Lineage: Eukaryota; Viridiplantae; Streptophyta; Magnoliopsida; Zingiberales; Musaceae
Product: BTB/POZ domain-containing protein At2g24240-like
Exons: 2
Coding region: 430-1782 (450 amino acids)
Biological process (GO): protein homooligomerization
Molecular function (GO): protein binding
Source: RefSeq, a predicted model, not a curated record